CCCAUACCUAGGCGUGCGAGGCGCGCCGUAGCCCGUGCGGGGGUCGUGGUUUCUCGGUCGCUGGAGCAUGCACGUUUGACGUUUCUGCAUUUGCCAGUGAUCUGUAGUGCGCGCGGAGCGCGUGUUGUAUUCUCGUGAUAUUUUAUAGGUGACGGUAACCGAUACACGACUCCAGAGCCGGCUUCAAAAUGUCAAAUCGAGCAUGGGUAACGUUGGCGACGAACGACUCGUACGGUCUAGGAGCUCUGGUGUUGGCGCACUCUCUCCGUCGUGCCGGCUCGGCUGUCCCUGCCGUGGUACUCAUCACGCCCUCCGUUACUGAUGCUAUGAGGGAGCGUCUCGGCGCCGUCUUCGCUGAGGUGAUAACAGUAGACGUGUUGGACUCCGGAGACGCGGCGCACCUGGCCCUCCUGCAGCGGCCGGAACUUGGCAUCACCUUCACCAAACUGCACUGCUGGAACCUCACGCAGUAUGAGAAAUGCGUGUUCCUCGAUGCUGAUACUUUGAUUGUCCAGAACUGUGAUGAGCUUUUCGACCGUGAAGAGCUCUCCGCGGCCCCCGACGUGGGCUGGCCCGACUGCUUCAACUCCGGAGUGUUCGUGUUCAGACCAUCCGCAGAAACGUUCAGCAACAUCAUCAAAUUCGCCCAGGAACGCGGAAGCUUUGAUGGUGGUGAUCAAGGUCUCCUGAACUUAUAUUUCUCGGACUGGGCUCACGGUGAUAUCAACAAACAUCUGCCCUUCCUCUACAAUGUAACAUCAGCAGCGUUCUACUCCUAUCUGCCUGCGUUGAAACAGUAUGGUAGGGAUCUCAAGAUUAUCCACUUCAUCGGCGCCUCCAAACCCUGGCUUCAACAUUACAACUGGCGGACCCACACCGUCGAUGCUCCGGACCAUCUGCGCGAGUUCCUUCAACUGUGGUGGAGCCUCUUCACCUCUGAAGUCCACACUAAGCUAGACUCCGCCAUGGUCGAAGCGGAGGAACAAACUCCGCUAGAUUACCACCAUGAGCCAGAAUAUCUAGAAGAAGAGUAUAUAGAUCAAGAUUUAAACACUGGUCAUUACGAAGCCACGCUCAAUCCUCUAUCCGAAUUUCAUUGGCAUCAUCCAGACAAACAAAUACAGUUUCCCUCAGAAGAUGAACCCAUUGUUGAUAUGACUGAAUAUCAUGACCCCUGGGAUACCUACAGGGGACAUAUACCCCCGAUGUCUAAUAAUGCAGAACAAGAAGUGCCGCAAAUGGAUUACCAUGAAGUCAGAAAAUAUGCAUGGGAAUAUAUGCCUCCUGUUCAUAAAGAUAAUCAUAGUCAUAAUGCACCACAAAUUGAAAGUCCUUUCAGAGAACAGACGUAUCAUGAAACUCAUCACUCUAGCCAGGCAUAUGAUACUACAAGUUCGCAGGUAGAAAGAUACAGUAAUAAUGAAUACCGACCUGAAAUUCGACAAGAAGUUCAAAGUAAUCAUCAACAGCACUUCAAACAAUAUCAUGCAGAAAAAGCAAAUUACCAUCAUCAUGAACCACAGAAGCCAUAUCAUAAUCAAGAAAGUUAUCCCAGUAACUCACAGUAUACUGAUAGAAUAAGCCAUUUAAAUAGUAAUACUAAUCAAACUCCUAGUCAAAUAACGCAUAGUGCAAAUAAUAUUCAUAAAAACCUAACAACUUUCAGUGAAAGUUAUUCUCAGUCAAAUAAGGUUAGUAAUAAUAAGGUUGAAGAAAUUGUAAUAUUUAAUAACAAUCAAGAACCAAUUCAUAAGUUUACGCCGUAUGUGUAUUCUGUGCAUUUAGAUUAUACAACAAAUGAUUGCGAACAUCAAAUGAACGGCUAUAUCUCGGAUGAUGAAUGCGAUAUGUAUGAAGAAAUACUGCCUAGACAUCCAUAUGAUGGUUUUUACUUACGACACCAAAACACAAUUGACUCCAGGGGGAGAAAAAUUUGUUCGCACGAAAUACAUUACGCACCCCAUUCUCCGUCUCCGACGCCACCUAGUCCAGAAGUGUUCGAAGACGCACUAGAUUUUCCUGAAGAGAUAAAUGAAAGAAAUGGGGAAAAUCACACGGGAGUGGCGGGUCAUCUGGCGCGCAUCGGUGAAGAUUUGCAGAGCGAAGCGAUUGAUGAGCUAUCUCGCCGUCAAGGUUGGGAAGCUGGCAACAUUGACUACAUGGGUGCUGACUCUUUUGACAAAAUUUGGGCAAAAAUAUCUCAGACCCUUAGUCAAGGACCUAGUUCACCGCCAAAACAGCAGUCUCCUCCGCUUGCUCAGCCAUCUGUUGGAGGUAAAGAUGCUAGUCCAUUAAAAGAAUCUCCUCCUGCACCUGCAUCAGCCCCAAAAGAUUUACCUAAAGAAGAACCCCAGCCGGUGCCAGUUGAAACAAGUACUGAAAAAUCGACACCGACUGAACCCCUCCCCGCAUCCAAAGAUACAGAACAAAAAGUGGAUGUAAUCCCAAGUGAACCAGUCGAACCUGUUACUAAGGAACUGGCCCAACCUGAGUCCCUUCCUGUUCAAAUCAAAACAGAUGCUACGACUCUAGCCACAGAAGAAACGAGUCCACAAACUCUUGAAAGAAACACGGAAGUGAAAGCACCUUCUGAAGCAUGCGUUCCUAAUCCAACUGAGCAAUCAGUCCCAUUACCUAUCGAACCAGAAAAAGUAGAGACGCAACCACAAGACCUUGCGAAAGCACCAGAAGCAGAACCUAAGACUCUGCCUUCAGAAUCCCUUCCAAAACCAGUCGAAGCCGAAUCCAAAACGUCUCCUACAGAAGAUAAGCCUGCCGAGGUUGAGAAAAAAGAAUUACCUUCAGAAACUAUUCCUGCACCUGUUGAAGCAGUCGAUAAGGCACUGCCUGCAGAAGUCGCUCCAACUCCUGUCGAAUCAGAACCUAAAGCAAAACAAGAUAUAGUCCCUCCUAAAACAACCGAAGCAGAUGCUAUGGAACAAAUUCCUGUCCCUGAACCAACUAAAACAGAAGUUGCUACCAGUGAAGAAAAGACUGAAACAGUUUCUGAUAUUCCAGUAUCAGGUUUAGAAGCGCUAAAAUUAGACGACAAAGCAGGUGCAUCUGAUAGUCCACUCCUAGCUACUACACCCUCGAAAGAUGAAGCCCCUGCAGCGCCGGCAGCAAAAUCGGAGGAGCGGCGCAAGUUGGAGAAGCUGCAGCUGCACCCCCCCGCCGCCGCUGACCCCCUCCCCACCCCGGACAGCGAGCUCGAGGACGCGGCGUCGCUCGCCCAGUCCAUCAUUGCCAUCGAGCUGCGAACUACCGUCACCUCCCCCUCACCCACCACGGAACCCUCGCCCAAGGCCACGCCCGAGCCUAGGAACCUCCUCGUCGAGGGGCCCGAGGUGCCCACGCCCCCGGUCGGAGCCGUCUCCCUCAGCCAGAUCGGGAUCAAGCCCAAAUCGAAGCCGACCACGGCGGCCCAAAUAGAGUCAUCAGUCUCCAAGGUCGAGGUUCAGACUCCGCCCACGCCGACGGAGGAUCCCAAGAAGAAGCUAGUGAAAAAGGUGGUGAAGAAAGAGGCGGCCCCGAGCGGCGAGGCCCCCGUGCCCCCGCCGCGUAAAAAAGAAAAGAAGCCGAAAGAUAAAUAAACUCGCGUCCGUCCUUAACGUUCCUUCUGUGCCAUAUUAACCUUACCAAACUAUGUACUGUGCUUAUGUGUAUCGGCGUAACUCACUAUUUUAAGAUUAUCACUUUAUUGUACUGUUGAAAAGAUUUAUACGAUGAAAUAUUUUAUACAAUUAGAUAUUUAUUUCGAUGUUAUUUAAUCUGUGUGAUGUAUUUGGUUUUAUAAAUUGAUGUAUUUUACCAAAGGCAUGAGACAUAAUAUGUAACAACUUUGUAUUAAAUUAUAUUUUAAAUUAC
Molecule: messenger RNA, 3867 nt
Organism: Aricia agestis (brown argus)
Lineage: Eukaryota; Metazoa; Arthropoda; Insecta; Lepidoptera; Lycaenidae
Product: glycogenin-2-like
Exons: 9
Coding region: 189-3593 (1134 amino acids)
Cellular component (GO): cytoplasm
Molecular function (GO): glycosyltransferase activity
Source: RefSeq, a predicted model, not a curated record